This is a messenger RNA of Penicillium macrosclerotiorum, 1806 nucleotides long. RefSeq names its product putative carboxylesterase. Lineage: Eukaryota; Fungi; Ascomycota; Eurotiomycetes; Eurotiales; Aspergillaceae. Bases 1 to 1806 code for a protein of 601 amino acids. The transcript is spliced from 6 exons. The record is from RefSeq and is a predicted model, not a curated record.
AUGCUCCUUUCUGCCCCUCAUCCCUUGCAGCAAGGCUGCGUGGCUUUUUUCUUCAUAAUUGGAACAUGCUUGGGAACUUCCACUCAUAAAGUUGGCCCAAUCAUCGAUCUAGGCUAUGCGAAGUAUCAGGGAUCCUACAAUGAUACCUCUGGCCUUAACAUCUUCAAAGGGAUCCGAUAUGCUGCACCACCGCUAGGAAAGCUGCGAUGGCAAGCUCCGGAGCCACCCCCAGCAAAUCAGACAACCGUUCUUCCUGCAACAGAACAACCCCCACUUUGUCCACAGUCUGGAGCUGCAAAGCUACCCGAAGUCUAUGGAUUCAACUCUGCUCUUGGUGACGAAGAUUGCCUCUUUUUGAAUGUCUAUGCGCCGUCAGGAGCGAAAGCGCUCCCUGUUCUUGUGUGGAUUCAUGGAGGUGGCUAUGGCCUUUACGGAGCCAUCUAUGAUCCCAGCGAUUGGAUGAAGACCAACAAGAACGGAUUCAUCUCCGUCGUGAUUCAGUAUCGACUAGGGGCAUUUGGCUUCUUGUCUUCGGCAGAAGUGCAUAAAUACGGCAAGACCAAUGCUGGCUUGCUAGACAUGCGAUUUGCUCUUGAAUGGGUUCAAAAUCAUAUAAAAACCUUUGGUGGCGACCCUACCCGUGUUACUAUUGGUGGUGAAUCUUCUGGUGCUGGGGCUGUGAUGUUGCAAGCGAUGGCCUAUGGCGGUCGAGAAGACUAUCUGUUUGAAAAUAUCAUUGCGGCAAGCCCUUAUACUCCAGCGCAGUACAAUUACAAAGACGCUGUACCCACCAAACAUUACCUCGAGUUCGCGAAACACGCGGGAUGUUAUGAUGGAGGGUCUUCAAGAGAUUUAGCUAUCUUUGACUGCUUAGUACGCGCCGAUUCGAAUACUCUGCAAUAUGCUAGCGGCAAUGUUUCGAUAUCUGGCGCUUGGGGCACAUUUGCCUUUUUGCCUGUCACAGAUGGAGACUUCGUACGAGAGCUUCCGUCGAAGCAACUGCUCCAAAAGAAGAUUAGUGGCAAACGCAUACUGAGUGGUAAUAAUGCCAAUGACGGCAUUCCUCUCAGUCCGCCAACGAUAAACACGACUGGUGGCUUCAUGAACUACAUUGAGUCCACAUUCCCACUCUUCACAAACUCGGACUACGCACAGCUCCUUGAUAUUUACAGCACAAGGUCCUCCCUGCCAAAUACCAUCGGGCCUCUCUACGACACCCUCGGCACACAUGGUCCAACCGCAUUAAACCAAUCUGAAUUCGCAAACGGCCUCCAACAAACCGUAUUCGACAUAUUUGCUGAGACGACCUUCGACUGUCCAUCCUACUGGCUUGCAGACGCAUUUUCAGGAGAUGACACGAAAUCAAGCUGGAAAUAUCAAUAUUCUGUGACCCCUGCGUAUCACGGCGCAGACUUGACGGCGUAUUUCUCUGUUGGGCAGGCACUACCUACACGCGGCUUUAUGCACGCGUUUCAGAAGAUCUGGGGUAGCUUCAUUAUCUACGGCACGCCGGUUGUAUCCGUCCAGGAUGCCAAAGGAGGCAGGGACAACGCUACUGUACCACAUGGUCCUGACGGAAAUGUUGCUUGGCCGAAGUGGACGGCGAAAACCCCAACGUUGAUGAAUCUGAACACAACGGGCGGCUCGUUGGUCCGGGACACGGUGACUGAUCAUCUGGCAUAUUGGCUGCGUGAGGACCCUGGGGUCACAAAUGAAUUCAGAUUGGCUAAUGCAAAGUCUUGGGAAGGUAGCCGUGGCAGCCGGUGUGAUUUCUGGCAGCGUGUUGGGUCAAGAGUGCCGCAGUAG